Tetrahymena thermophila SB210 is the source of this 447-nucleotide messenger RNA. Its product is annotated as transmembrane protein, putative. NCBI's taxonomy places the organism in Eukaryota, Ciliophora, Oligohymenophorea, Hymenostomatida, Tetrahymenidae. The record is from RefSeq and is a predicted model, not a curated record. The transcript has a single exon.
AUGUAGACCAGAGAUAUUUAUAGAUACGAUUACACAACUACUUAUUAUCCAAAAUUCGAUAUGCUUAAUUUUUAGUUAGAUAUGUACAAUACUUAAAAGGCAGGAUCUUUAUCAGCUAUUCUAUAUGAUACUGAAGAUUUUAACAAGUAAGUUGAAUUUGCAGAGACUUAAAAAUGGAUGUAAUUAGGAGCUCUUUGUCUUGGUGUUGGUACCAUCUUAGGAUAUAAUAAAAUUCCCUUAAUUAACAGAGUAUAAGGUAAGUGGAAAAAGUUUGGCUUCAAGAUUUUCCUUUUCUUUUUACCUAUGUUCAUCUCAGGAGGUAUCUAUACUCACAAAGAAUAAAAAUUUAUUGAGACUGUAUAUCUAAAACAUUUUAGCUCAUAUGUAAAAUUUAAAUAAGUUGGUGAUAUUAGAUGCCUCAAUCCUUAAAUUGAAUUCGGUGAGUGA